AUGAGGUUCUCAUCAAGAAAACAACCAAGUGUCAUGUUCCGGUGGUUCUGUUCUUGGACUGCUCUCAUCCUACCAAUAACUCUAAUAAUAUCAGUGGCACCAGCACACUCGCAACAAGAAGAAGAAUUCAAGACGACAAGAUCACUGCAAACGGCAGAAGAAGAGUUUGGAGAAAUGGAUGGACCAUGGCAAGACACAGAAGACAAAGAAGAACAACAGUCUUCCAUGACCAACUCGAGAAUACUACCCCUGGAUGACGACUCGAUUCUGACAGCCGUCCAUGAUUGGGUCACCAACAGCAAUUCCAACCCUCAAUACGACAGUCCUUAUGGACAUAUAUCCACCUGGGAUACCUCUGCCAUCACGGACAUGUCCCAUCUCUUUACUCAUGCUCGAUUUUUCGAUGCCGAUUUGAGUCACUGGAAUGUCAGUCAAGUCACAGACAUGUCCUACAUGUUUGCCUUUUGCAGUUCCUUCCAGUCUACCAAUACUAAUUUGCAACACUGGGAUACUUCCCACGUCCAAUCCAUGAAAUUCAUGUUUCAUCAAGCCACUCAGUUUACAGGCGAAGGAUUGCAGCAAUGGAAUGUGGCACGGGUCACCGACAUGACUUAUUUUGCGCAAGGCGCGUCAUCCCUUCAACCCAAUUUAUGGCACUGGGAUACCCGCAGUGUGCGCAGUUUCAAUCGCGCCUUUCACAAUGCUACCCAAUUCACCGGACCACUCUGUUGGCAGCUCCAUCCCCAAGCUGUCGCAAUGCAAACAUUUUGUGGAUCCAACGGUGCCCAUUUUACCUGCGAUCCAGGACACACGCUCGAUUCGGAAAUCAAUCGACAAUGGCAUGACUGUUGUGACUGUGGCGAUUACGAUCACACAUUGUACGAUAAUUAUCAUUACAGUGAUGGAUCUUCCUCCUCUUUUUGGGAUGAUACCGACAAUGUACAUGAUCGACCGGAUAAUAAUAGUGAAGCGACAACAACCAACAACAAUCAAAAGAUGGGUGUCAUUUUGGCGUCGUGCAUUUGGGCCAUGGUCAUUGUCAUGAUGGUCGUCGUGGGCGCUGUCAUGAUCAAACGACGACACGUCUUGCGGCGUUUCUUCUUCCGCGACCACCACAAAAACCAUCAUGCGGAUAGCAUGACAUCAUCCGAUGGAACCGCCGCCGCCAUUGCCACGCUCGUCGGGCAUCGAGAAGAUACACUGCCGGCCACAACAAUAACAACACCCGACAAUACGGAGGACAACAUUCCCAUGGUCAUGGCCACGACAACGGAUCAGACUAUUCCACCAGAUCUUCUUCUGCUUCCAACCACAACCGAAGCCUUUCCAACACCCUGGAACACUGCCACUCACGUCGAUUUGUUGUCUGCACAACCCGCAAACGUCGUCACAGUAUACGACAGCACGCCUACAAACACUGCCGCAACAACAACUGCUACAAUGGCAGCAGCGGUGGAUUCACAUCACGGACCACAGCCUCCAAUGACGCAAAUACAACACCAACCGCAGCAACCACCUGUUUGA
Messenger RNA from Seminavis robusta, 1524 nucleotides. The record is from the annotation of a GenBank genome assembly. NCBI's taxonomy places the organism in Eukaryota, Bacillariophyta, Bacillariophyceae, Naviculales, Naviculaceae.